AUGUCACAGGAGACAGACAAUAAGCGUUUGGUGGUGGUGGUCCCCAACGACAGCUCCUACCCUGCAGUGCGGCGGGCCUACACCAGCGAGGAUGAGGCGUGGAGGUCGUACCUGGAGAACCCACUGACAGCUGCCACCAAGGCCAUGAUGAGCAUCAACGGGGACGAGGACAGCGCCAACGCCCUGGGCCUGCUCUACGACUAUUACAAGGUGCCGAAAGAAAAGAGGCUUCUGCCAGUCCCUAAAGUGGUUGAGGUUACAGAGGAGCAGGAGAAAAGGUCUGCGUUGCAUAGCAACCCCAGCAGCCAAAGCGAGGUGGAGACAGUGGACAACCGUGUUCAGGUCCUCAAAUCUGUCCCCGUCAACCUGUCACUCAACACGGAGCACCCAGAGACCAAACGGGAGCCCUUCAACAGCACGGCGGGAGCGGGUUCAGGGGACGGAGGCUCGGCAGCCGUUGCUGUGGUAAAGGCAGAGGUGUACGCACCCGUCUUCAUGGCGGGAAGCGGGAUUCACUACAGGAUGGAUGGGGAGGAGUCAGCGAGGGUGAUCUACGAGCAGAGUCCAUAUGAGGUGACCACUGUCAGUCACAGCUCCUACGUCAAAGAAGACCAGCAGAGUCCGCCUGACAGCCCGUAUGAGGAGGAGAGAGAUGGGGUGAGAAGAGACGCCUUGAAUGACAGCUUCCAGUACACGUUGGAUGCCACUCGCUCACUGCGUCAGAAGCAGGGCGAGGGGCCAAUGACCUACCUAAACAAGGGCCAGUUCUACGCCGUGACGCUCAAUGAGCUCAGCGCCAACAAACGCCUCCGUCACCCCAUCAGCAAAGUCCGGAGCGUGAUCAUGGUGGUGUUCAGUGAAGAUAAGAACCGAGACGAGCAGCUUAAAUACUGGAAGUACUGGCACUCUCGGCAGCACACGGCCAAACAGAGAGUCCUCGACAUCGCUGAUUACAAGGAGAGCUUCAACACAAUCGGCAACAUCGAAGAAAUCGCCUACAAUGCCAUUUCCUUCACCUGGGACGUGAAUGAAGAGGCAAAGAUCUUCAUCACGGUCAACUGUCUGAGCACAGACUUCUCCUCUCAAAAGGGGGUGAAGGGUCUCCCUCUGAUGAUCCAGAUCGACACCUACAGCUACAACAACCGCAGCAACAAGCCACUGCACAGGGCAUACUCACAGAUCAAGGUCUUCUGUGACAAGGGAGCAGAGAGGAAGAUCAGAGAUGAGGAGAGAAAACUGUUUCGCAAGAAGUCAAAAGGUUUGAGCUGCAAUUUUAGAAAAGACGGAGGCGUAGGUGUGAUAACCGUUUCCAAGAAGUCUGACACCACCCAUUUCAAGACCAUGACCGACUUGGAAGCGCAGCCCGUCCUUUUCAUCCCAGACGUUCACUUUGGCAACCUGCAGAGGGCCGGACAGGUGUUUACCUUCAACACAGAGGAGAUCGAGAGAGAAGGGAGUGUGUUGGUGAAGAGGAUGUUCAGGCCGUCAGAUGAAGAUCUGUGUCCGUCACCUCAGAAACAGAUCAAAGAAGAGACACACAAGAGAGUGCUGUUGUAUGUAAGAAAAGAGAUGGACGAGGUCUUUGAUGCUUUGAUGCUCAAGUCUCCAACACUCAGAGGCCUGAUGGAUGCAAUAUCAGAAAAGUACGGCGUGCCGACGGAGAGGAUAGCCAAAGUGUACAAGAAGAGUAAAAAGGGGAUCCUGGUGAACAUGGACGAUAACAUCAUCGAGCAUUACUCCAACGAAGACACCUUCAUCCUCAACAUUGAGAGCUACGCGGACGCCUACAAGAUCACACUGACGGAGAUCUGA
This is a messenger RNA of Scomber japonicus (chub mackerel), 1812 nucleotides long. It is a transcript of the gene grhl2b, whose product is annotated as grainyhead-like transcription factor 2b. Lineage: Eukaryota; Metazoa; Chordata; Actinopteri; Scombriformes; Scombridae. The coding region runs from base 1 to 1812 and encodes 603 amino acids. The transcript is spliced from 15 exons. Gene Ontology annotation, biological process: regulation of transcription by RNA polymerase II; brain development; neural tube development. Gene Ontology annotation, cellular component: nucleus. The record is from RefSeq and is a predicted model, not a curated record. Gene Ontology annotation, molecular function: RNA polymerase II cis-regulatory region sequence-specific DNA binding; DNA-binding transcription activator activity, RNA polymerase II-specific.